AUGGAACUAAAUUUAUCCAAGAAUUUGAUGCCAUGCGGAGCUUCAGGGCGGAUGAACCUGGACUCUUCAACACUCCCGGCGGCGCGCGACAUGGCCUCCGCCUUCCACUCUCACAGCGCGCGGGACCCGCUGGAGCUCACGAGCAGCGAAUCAUCCGACACCGAGACCGCAGAAAAGGAUCGCGGUGCGGAAGUGCGCGGUGAUGACGUCACUGAGGACCCCCAGCAGCAGCAGAAGAAGAAGCAGCGGCGGCAGAGGACGCACUUCACGAGCCAACAGCUGCACGAGCUCGAGACCACGUUCCAACGGAACCGGUACCCGGAUAUGAGCACGCGCGAGGAGAUCGCGGUGUGGACCAACCUGACCGAGGCGCGCGUGAGGGUUUGGUUUAAGAACCGGAGGGCGAAGUGGCGGAAGCGGGAGCGGAACCAGCAGAUGGAUCUCUGUAAGAACGGGUACCUGCCGCAGUUUGGGGGUCUCGUUCAGCCCUAUGAGGACAUGUAUCCCCCCUACAGUUACAACAACUGGACAAACAAGGGUCUGGCCCCCAAAAACUUCCCGUUCUUUAACUCCAUGAGCCCGCUCUCCUCCCAGCCCGUGCUCUCCUCCCCGAGCUCCAUCUCCUCCAUGAGCAUGAGCAUGAGCAUGGCCUCCAGCAUGAACUCCAUCAGCAACCUAAACGGCCUCGGCGGCUCCUCCAUUAACUCCGCCUUGAGCACCUCCACCUGUCCGUACGGAGCCCCGCCCACCGCGCCCUACGGGGUCUACCGGGACACGUGCAGUUCGGGCCUGACCACACUCAGACUCAAACCCAAACAGCACCCCGGGUUCGGCUACGGGGGCUCGGCCUGUCAGUACAACAGCUGAUUAAUGCAUCCAUUUAUCCAUUUAUCCAUUUAUCCGUUCAUCCAUCAUCCGUUCAUCCAUUCAGUCAGCAGCGAAGAAAAAGAGCAAAACCGAGAAACAGAAGAAUAAACUGGAUGCGUUUUUGUUUCUUUGUGUUUU
This is a messenger RNA of Trichomycterus rosablanca, 1005 nucleotides long. It is a transcript of the gene pitx1, whose product is annotated as paired-like homeodomain 1. Lineage: Eukaryota; Metazoa; Chordata; Actinopteri; Siluriformes; Trichomycteridae. The record is from RefSeq and is a predicted model, not a curated record. The coding region runs from base 1 to 867 and encodes 288 amino acids. Gene Ontology annotation, cellular component: nucleus. Gene Ontology annotation, molecular function: RNA polymerase II cis-regulatory region sequence-specific DNA binding; DNA-binding transcription factor activity, RNA polymerase II-specific. Gene Ontology annotation, biological process: anatomical structure morphogenesis; regulation of transcription by RNA polymerase II. The transcript is spliced from 4 exons.